Molecule: messenger RNA, 540 nt
Organism: Cetraspora pellucida
Lineage: Eukaryota; Fungi; Glomeromycota; Glomeromycetes; Diversisporales; Gigasporaceae
Source: the annotation of a GenBank genome assembly
AUGGAUAAUGGCACAAAUGUUGUAAAAGCUAUCCAAUUAAUAAAAACUUUACAUGUGCUAUGCACUGCUCACACACUUCAUUUAAGUGUAACUAAAGGUCUCAAUGCUACUGGUGCAUUUAAGAAAUAUAUUACAAAUCUUAUUUUAUUUUUUAAUGAUAGUCCUAAGAAUACAGAAAAUCUUAGAGAUGCACAAUGCAAGUUAAACUACCAAAAGGUGUAUGAAGUUCUUUUGAAUGUUCAGACCCAUUGGAACUUGAUGUAUAUUGCAUGGAAAUGUUUACUUGAACUAAAAAAUGCUAUACUCUACCUUAUUACUAUUUUAAAAAUUUCUUCAGAGAAGGAUGAUAAAGAUGAUGCUAGCUAUUUGGAACAAAUUAAUUUGACAGAAUUGGAAUGGAGUUUGUUAAUUAAUAUGCAUUCAGAUGAUGAAAUUAUUGAUUUGGCAACUCGUGCUAAUCAAGCUCUUAAUAUAUUACAUGAUUAUGUUCAAAAAUAUAAAAAUAUACCUGUUAAUUUUCAGCAAAAUUCUGAUUCAUAG